Molecule: messenger RNA, 879 nt
Organism: Metopolophium dirhodum (rose-grain aphid)
Lineage: Eukaryota; Metazoa; Arthropoda; Insecta; Hemiptera; Aphididae
Product: KRAB-A domain-containing protein 2-like
Exons: 3
Coding region: 1-879 (292 amino acids)
Biological process (GO): DNA integration
Molecular function (GO): nucleic acid binding
Source: RefSeq, a predicted model, not a curated record
AUGGAAAAAGUAUUAUUUUAUGAAAAGCUGCAAGAAUAUUAUGUAACGAAGCCGAAGAAAAAACCUUUUAGUCAAGAUGAACAAAUUCAAAUGAUCACCGAAAUUGAAGCUGCUAAAACUAAAACAUGUACGAAAACACGCCGAGAGUAUUAUUUACUCGCAACAUAUACAGUGUUUAAAGUUGCAGGCCAAAAUUUUUUGAUAUACAAACCUACUGAAAAUGAAGAAAAUAUUAGGUAUAUUGUAAGCUAUGAAGAUUUAUAUGACAAAAUAAAGAGCUUUCAUAUAAAUACUGGGCAUGGUGGAAAUGUUAAACUUCGAAUGGCAAUACAAAAAGAGUACUACAUUCCGAGACCAGCUAUCGAAAUUUUUUUAACAGUAUGUCAAACUUGUAGCUGUAAGAAGUCAAUGAACCGCAAACUCGUUAUUAAACCUAUUACAUCAAAUGAUUUUAACGAAAGAGGACAAGUGGACCUAAUUGAUUUUCAGUCUGUUCCAGAUGGAAAGUAUAAAUGGAUACUUAACUAUCAGGAUCACAAUACAAAAUUUAUAUCCCUCCGUCCUAUGGAAAGUAAAAUGGCUAUAGAAGUCAGUACUCAUUUGCUAAGUAUUUUUCUAACAUUUGGAGCGCCUAGUAUUUUACAAAGUGAUAAUGGCCGGGAGUUUGUUAACUGUGUUAUCGAUGAAUUAAAACAACUCUGGCCGGAGUGUGUUAUUAUACAUGGACGUCCAAGGCAUCCUCAGAGUCAAGGGAGUAUUGAGCGGGCCAAUCAAGACGUUGAAAAUAUGUUAAGAGCAUGGAUGCAAGACAAUGUGUCCCAGAGAUGGUCAAUCGGUCUUCAAUUUGUUCAGUGGCAAAAAAAUUAUUCAUAUUUAUAA